Molecule: messenger RNA, 993 nt
Organism: Baudoinia panamericana UAMH 10762
Lineage: Eukaryota; Fungi; Ascomycota; Dothideomycetes; Mycosphaerellales; Teratosphaeriaceae
Exons: 3
Source: RefSeq, a predicted model, not a curated record
CUCACCAUGUCACUGACUGUCGAGAAAUUGAACGAUGACACGACAUUCUUGCUGGCCUUUGCGCCGGCUUUUGCACCUAAGAAAGGCAACAUUGUUCGCAAGUUCCCGGGCGCAUAUACAAUAUUGCUAGAUCCAUGGCUCUCCGGCCAGUCGUCGAUCUUGCAUCCAACAUUUCAAGUGUCUAGGCACACCUCGAAGGUCGCCGUCAAAUCAUUGGCAGACUUGCGGGAGCUACCAGAUGUAAUCAUCAUAAGUCAAGAUAAGCCUGAUCACUGCCAUCGUAAGACGUUAUGUUCUCUGCCAAAAAACACUCGGACACAGAUCCUUGCGACGCCAGCUGCGGCAAAGAAGAUCGAAAGUUGGAGACAUUUCGAGCCAGGCGUUGUUCGCAUCAUACGACCAUACUGCCCGGAAAAGCCAGAUGCGCUGUUCAAGAUUCCGCUGGCGCCGUACACUCAUACAAGCUCUGCUGGUGAAAUAACGAUUGCGAAUGUGCCUACAAGGCGGGACAUAACCGGCUUGCACAAUGCUAUUGGUAUCACCUACCGACCACCGGGGUCUUUGCUGACUUCACACGAUGGAGAUUGUAAGACAAUCUCCGCCAUCUAUACACCACAUGGUCUGUCCUUCUCCGCACUAGCUCCAUACCUGCAAAGUCACCUCGACCAGUUAAGUGCAUUGCCGGUCACUGCACUGUUCCACUGCGUCAAUUCGGAGCGGAAUCCAUGGUUUAUGGGUGGUUUGGUUGCCAGAGGUGCGCCCGGCGGAACCGACGUCGCCGUGAGAACUCGAGCGCGGUAUUGGAUCAGUGCACAUGACGAGGCGAAAGAAAAUCGAGGUGUUUCCGUCAGAUGGAUCAAGGGCACACGGUACUCUCCGGAGGAAGUGGUCAGCAUGCUCGUGGACAAAGCUGCAAAAGCGGCAACGGCUGAGCAGAGGGUUCCAGAGGUCAAGUUCCUAGCAGUCGGCGAAACCAUGCGGAUCGAAGGAUGA